UAAUCUACUUAAGUUUGCCUCACACCACUUUUAUCAAAAUCCCUUCAAAACCCAAAACUUGCAACAAAAUCCAACGAUUUUCAUCUAAUUCUCUUUUACCAACAUGACUCAGUAGUCUUCCACAGAGGACUGUCUUCUUCUUUCAAGAAAAAACCCACCAAAAUCAGGGAAAAACAAGUGCCAAGAAAAACCCAAGUUUGAAUCUUUAAUAAUCCCUGUUUAUGUAUUUUAAUCUAUUUUCUGUGGGAUAUUAUUAUCAUCUAAAAUUAAUAAGAGAGAUUGAUUUGAUUGAAUUGGGUAAUUUUUUUCUGGGAUUUUAAGAUCAAAUAACGAAGAAGCUGAAUAAAUUAUGUCAGGAAUUGCUGUAAUAUUAGAUCUGUUGAGGAAAAAUCCCAACUUUUAUUCAACACAUAGCUUGCAUUCUUUUGGUUCUUUCUCAGCUAAAGUUGCAGUCUCAGGUGCUGCGGCUUCUGUUCUUGCCUCUUACCCUUUUGGGUUUAGGGCUUUCCUUGGAAGCAAUAACAGAGUUGCUUACUGCGAUGCUGCUGCAACAUGGAAUGAGGAUCACAUCUCUAAGGAUCAUGAUGAACAUCGAUUCGAGGAUCUUGACAUCCCUAAACAUGUUUUUGAGCAUUAUUCCCUGUACAAUGGGAAAGUAUAUAAUGUUGACCUGAAACCACUUUCCUCAGCUUUUCACCCAAGGACAUUUGCUCUCACAGUCUUGAGAUCAUUUUUGAUGUAUUAUUUACCGCUUUUGGAGCCUCGGACGGCAUUGGAAGACGAUGAUGAAGACUUCCUUGAUGAUAAUGUAGAAGAUAAGCGCUAUGAUUUGGUUGGUCCAUUCUACAAGUCAGUAAAUCAAAUUAUGCGUGAGAGUGCUGUCAUUACUACUAGGAGGGUAUUGGAAAAGUUAGCUGUCUCUUAUCUCUCUCAACGUUGGGCAUGGAAGCUUCUUAAAGAUGCUCGUAAAUCAGCCUUGCGUAAGGCACAACGAGGUUUUCCAUCAACUGUUUACAUCUCUGCUGUUACAAAAACAACUUUCAGAGCUCAUUGUCUGGGAGUGGCAGCAUCUUGGAUUGUUCAAGUUGGAGUUGACAUCUAUAAAACCCUCUUCCGUCUCUUUAACUCUAAAGAAGAUAUAGAAGAAGUUAAAAAAGCAGAGGAAAUUCAGCUUCUUGUUGGGAAGAUAUAUGCUGUGACUCUCAAGUGCUCUGCAUCAUUAGUCUUUGCUGCCAUCGGUGCGGGCGUUGGUGCGUCAUGUAUACAUGCUUCAUAUGGUCAAUGGAUCGGCUGUGCUGCUGGAGAUUUGGCGGGUCCAGUGUUUGUAGCACUUUGUUUCGACAAGCUUAUUCAUGCCAAUGUUUAGAUUCUCUGGAAUUUGCUCAUAACGACACACUGAUUUGAGUGCCUCAGUAUCGGAUUCAGUUGUAUACUCCUGUUGUGUUUUCAAAACAAUAAUACCACCCGAUCACCAGCCUCAAGGUUAGUCAGACCCAGCAAGAAACAUCUUUUUAACAGACUUCGGAAUGUGUUGAUUUCAGAUACAAUUUUUCGUGAAGCUUUCUGGAAUAAAGACUUCUUCUUCAUAGAUACUAACGGCUGCUAAGUUUCUUUUUUAUUAACCUAGUUAUUGAGAAAUCUAUUGUCUCGAGAAAAAAUAGGAUUAAGGUUUUUGUGCUUUAUAUUGUGUUAGCGUUGAUACUUUCUUUGUACAUUUAUCUAUAAGAUAUCAGCAGCAGCAUUUCCCUUUAGAUAAGAUGUUUACCUAUUCAAACUUCAUAAAGAAUAGAGGGAUUUGAGUAGUA
Messenger RNA from Beta vulgaris subsp. vulgaris (sugar beet), 1805 nucleotides. RefSeq lists its product as hypothetical. NCBI's taxonomy places the organism in Eukaryota, Viridiplantae, Streptophyta, Magnoliopsida, Caryophyllales, Amaranthaceae. The transcript has 6 exons. The coding region runs from base 350 to 1366 and encodes 338 amino acids. The record is from RefSeq and is a predicted model, not a curated record.